This is a messenger RNA of Rhizophagus irregularis DAOM 181602=DAOM 197198, 1026 nucleotides long. RefSeq lists its product as uncharacterized. Gene Ontology annotation, biological process: negative regulation of transcription by RNA polymerase II; heterochromatin formation. Gene Ontology annotation, molecular function: nucleosome binding; protein binding. The record is from RefSeq and is a predicted model, not a curated record. Lineage: Eukaryota; Fungi; Glomeromycota; Glomeromycetes; Glomerales; Glomeraceae. Gene Ontology annotation, cellular component: ESC/E(Z) complex.
AUGUUAACACGUUCCUCAAAGAAAAAAAGUGCGGACUCUAGUUCUAAAAACUUCUCCCCUUCUGCACCUAUCAUUACAUUUCCAGAACUUGAUCGUGAAACACAGCCAAGAAAACGCGCUCGUAUUAAAAAUGAUCCAAUAACUUCAGAAUCUACGUUAAUUAACUUAUCGCCAAACAAUUCAAAUAAUUCCAGCAAUACUAACAAUUCUAAUAAUUCUAACGGAAAUACUGUUUCCACAAUUUCAGAGAAAAAGAAGGCUCCAAGAUUAAGAAUCGUAACAAGCGUUGGUCCACAAGAGCUGAUAUUUCGUAAUUUUCGUCUUCGAAGAAUUGUUAAAGAAAAUCACGGUCAUGACAUCAAUCAAUUAGCAUUCUUUUUCAAUUUGAACCAUUAUUCUGCUCCGGUUGGUGCUCAGUACAAGAAAAAAUUUAAUAAACUUGGACAUGUUGAAAGAAAUGUUAAAGACACUAGUAACAUUUUGGCCAGUGUUGGCGAUAUACAGGCGAAUAUUUAUGACAAUGAGCAUUGCGGUGAUCAUUUGGAUAUUAUGUCAAAUUUCGUUGUGGGAGACAAUAUUAACUUGGAGUCAAGUGAAUUAAUGACAUGUUGUUGGUUGCAUCGAGAUGGUGAUGCAUUACUUGCUUUGGGUGGAAAAUCACGUGUCAUAUAUAUUGUCUCGAUCGCACAAUCCAGUACUUUGAGAACAUUAUGGGGACACACUGAUAGCGUUACGGAUAUUCAAAAGUAUCCUAAAGAUGAUCUGCAUAUAUUAUCCGCUUCAAAAGACUCGACUGUACGACUGUGGCAUGUCAAUAGUGGACAAUGUUUAUACAUAUUUCAAACUAAAGCAUCAGUGACAUGCUGGCAUCCAUCUGGUGAAUCAUUCUUGAUCGGAAGUUAUAAUGGUGAGAUUAGAAUUUGGCAAACUCCAGAUUUGAUCACGCCACCAACAGAACCAUUAAAUAUAUCCGAAAAUGACGUUGAAACACGAAGUAGAAAAUGUAAUUCAAGUCAAAUAGGUUAA